Physella acuta is the source of this 483-nucleotide messenger RNA. RefSeq lists its product as uncharacterized. Gene Ontology annotation, biological process: protein-phycocyanobilin linkage. The record is from RefSeq and is a predicted model, not a curated record. Gene Ontology annotation, molecular function: lyase activity. Lineage: Eukaryota; Metazoa; Mollusca; Gastropoda; Physidae.
AUGCGGGCUUUCACGUUGACCCUGGUGCAAAAAAUCAACCACGUGCCACUGUUGCAGCACGUGCUGGCUAUCACGGUGGAUGAGGAGAAAGUCAUACAAAUCAUUCCUUACAAUGUGACUUAUCCAAAUGCUUUUCCAAACGACGAUGCAAACUUGACCCUGAUUUCCACGCUGAGGAAAGAGGACUUUCAGACCAGGGAGGAGUGUGUUGUCCACUUCCGGCUCAUUGAGGCCAACUCGUUCAUUGGCUCCUGGCCUGUGUGUACUCGUGAAUAUAAUGGGGGACGGCCAACCCUCACUGUCGGAAUCACGUGCAACUCUUUCGCCAUGGUCUCGACCUUGGGUCUCUUCCGCCUUCAAUCGAGCAAUGUUCCCUAUAUUGUUUGGUCUAAAGAGAGAAUUCCUCUGCCACCAAAUCUGAUUGCUGAAGGACACGGAGAGAACGACCCUUGUAACUGUACCAGCAGAUUGAGAUAGAUCCUA